UUCGCGGUAAAAUGAAUUUCUCCGGAAACAACACGAUCCACGGUGCGCUCCCGCAAUUUUCGGAAUUAACGUCUCGAUCGAGCACGGUUUCCACAUCGAAAUUCAGCAGCAGUGAUAAUACUCAAGCAGAGCAAACCACUGUUUAUACAACCGCUGCUGGCCUGAAUCAAACAAAACAAAGUUUAUUGGUGAAUUCAACGAACAAGUAUGCAGCACCGAUAUUAGCAUGGCCAGAUCCAAAUACUUUGAUGCAGCUUUGCGAGAAGCAAGGCAUUCAAACAAUUAACAUUCCUAAUUACAAUCAAAAUAACACAAUACUCAGUGUCCAAUCGAAUAGUUUACCAGUAAGGAUUAUACCUAACGUGUACUUGCCAUCAACCUCACAAUCGGACGUUAUAAAACAGGAGUUGGAUACAAGGACUGAGAAUGAAAAACAAACAUCUACAAUGCAAGAUUCACAAGUCCAACUUCAGCAACAAAGUGCCAUGGCAGAGUAUUUUCAAAAGUUGCAAGCUACUACUCUUCCAUUAACAUUGCAGCAAUUGAUUAAACUCCAAACGGAACAGGUGAAAAAAGAAAAGACUGAAGAGGAGAAAGUGGAGCACACACAGAAUAAUAUUCUCAACAUUCCUAGUGUUCCAGUAUUUAGAAAUACUCAUACACAAAAUGGAAAUAACACUUUUAUUAAUUCAGAUCAAUUGAUAGUGUCCAUAAAUCCUAAUGACCUAAAUAUUCAAGUAGAAAAUCAGCAGGAGACUGAGAAUGCAGUACAAAUUGUUAAGGUUGAACAGCAAAUACAAACUGACUCGCCAAAAACCGAGAAAAAGAUGAAAUUCCGGGCGAAAACAGGAGAAAUAAAAAUCAGUCUUGCCUUGGAUGGUUCGACACUUUACUGUUGCCCAGAAUGUAAUUUAGCAUUUCCGGAUAAAACAGAAAUUGAACAACAUAUACAAGCUCAUAUACAAGAACGCAAGUAUCAAUGCAAAGAAUGUGGAGCCAUGUUGAAACGGAAAGAGCAUCUCGAUCAACACAUGCGUGGCCAUUCAGACGAGAGACCAUUUAAGUGUCCAGUGUGCCACAAAGCGUUUAAAAGAAACGAACACCUAACGAGGCAUUAUGUUAUUCAUUCUGGUGAUAAGAAUUUCUCGUGUUCGGUAUGUCAGAAAGCCUUCUCUAGGAAGGAUCAUCUGAACAAACAUACUCAAACGCACCUAGGAAUUAGGAGGAACCGAACGAAGAAGGAUUCGUUCUUCGUGGAGCAAAAGGAGUCUUUUGAAAAAGCUACUGAGGUUUCCACGACGCCUAAACAAGAAGUGAGCUUUGUUCUGAAAGAUGGGGGCUUUAUGAAGCAAGAGCCUAAUUUUCUGCAAUAUAUACAGAAUCUUCAAAAGGAUCAAAAUCUGAUCCACACAUUCUCCUCGUUUAAAGAGCAAGCAACGACCGUACUGCAGCAACAAGCAGUAAACAUGAACGAGAUUCUGCCUCAGAAUACAAGGUACUUAAUGCCGUCUUAGUCGUAAAUGAGCUCGUCUAAAUCCAAAGCAAUAAAGGCUGUUCAUGUAGGAUCGUCGGGGUUAGCACAAAAUAGAAAAUUGGUUAGACAUAUGUUAGGAAUUGAAAACGUAUUCUAGAAUUCGAAUUGUAAAAUCUUUUAAGAAGGCAGCACUAGGAAACUGAGGUGCAAUUACCAAAUGAACAUUCAUGUAAAUUUUCAUCAUGUAAAAAUCGGCGGUGAUCGGGUCAUUGAACUAUAAUUAGAUUCUAGAUGAACUUGAGAAGUUCAUUCAGUUUUUUUAACUCUUAUGAAUAGUACCUUAUGUUUCCGCCUUUAGUGGACACAUUAUGAACCAUGAAUAAGUUCCGUUAUUUGCAGGAAAUAGUAACAUUUAACAAUAGUCUACCAUAAAGCCUGAAUGAGUCUAAUAAUAAGUUUAAAUAAAUUAAAUAAAAAAAAUACGACAUUAAUUUAAAAAGAAAUGAGCAACCUAUGUAAGAGCACACUAAUCGUCUUAUUUAAAUUAGUUUUAAAGCAAAUAGUUUGUUUACUGAUUCUAGUCUACGAUCACAGAUGAAAGCCGAACGCAGGUCGCCGAACUUGAAUUUUUUAUUGUGACUUGCAAUAGGAAAUCUCUUUUUAAUUUUUUCUUUUAAUGAAGUCGAGUUUCGUGUAUAUGUUUGUGACCUAGAAUGGAGUACGUUUGAACGAUAAUCAACUAUUAGUAGCAUCGAAAUUGCCAAUCUGUCGUUAGGUUAAUUUCGAAGCGAGUAUCAAUAGCAGGUAAUAACAUACUGCCAAUAAAUAUGGUUAAAAAAGUUUGUAGAAUAAUUGUGUAUAUAAGUGCUAUACAAAUUUUACCUGAUGAAGACUCAGUAGGUACAUAUGUUGUUUGAUCUCUGAUUCGUCCGUGUUCAUCUUUAACAAGUAUGUAUAUAUAUAUAUAUAUAUACAUAUGCAUAUAUAUUUUACAUAGACAUUUAUCAUCAUUAUAAUUCACCUUUUAUUUCUUUCCCUACUUUCUCAUGCACGAAUUGGACAAACAGAUAUUUUUUAUACAUAUAAAUAUUUACCUACCUUUCAGUAAAAAAUAUUCUUACCACAUGAUUAUUUUUUAUUCCUUUCUUUUACAAAUGGAUUUUUUAAGGCAAAAGCAAUAAGAAUUUUUAAUUGAAUAUAUUUUUACUUUUAGUUUAAAAAAUAUAACUUUAUCUUCUAGAGAUUUUUUCUAGUAACGUAGCUUAUAUCUCGCGUUGCAAUUAUGUAUCAUUUUUUGUAAAAGUUUAAGAAGUGCUUUAGAGGAAAGGAAGAUUACUUUGCUCAAUGUUUCAAGAUUUUUUGUUUUCUUGUACCAAAGAAUAUAUAUCCCUUGAUUAGUGUUUUCAAAUGAAAGCAAUAUAUUAUUGCUGAACUAACAAUGUUUGAUAGACUUUUUCUUAUGUUUUUUAUUUUAGAUUCAGAGAAGUUCCCAUUAUUUUUGACUCACUCGCGACUCAUUUUUACUGAAACUCACACCAUUAUCCAUGAAAGAGUUUAGCCACAUUCUUCAUUUCAUACAGAACAAAUUUCCAAAAAAAAAAAAAAAAAAAAAAAAACGUGUUUGUUGCACGAUGGAUCUUUUAUAUUUAUUCGAUUAUCUUUUAACUAUGUAAUAAAAAGGAUAUGAUAAAAAAUUGCUCAAGAAUAAUUUUGGAAUGGAAACGGUAAAUUGUCGAAAAAUUAAAGUGAAUGAAGUUUUACGAAACCAAUUUUAAUUCGUCCUUCAACUUUGACAAAAAGGAAACUGUUAUAAUGGGACAGUCUUUUAAUAAUAUAAUAAUAUAGCUUAACUAUAUAUUCUAUAUCUUCUCUAUUAUGUGUUAGAUAAAUUUGAAAUACAUUUCGAUCUAGGUUUUUUUUUUACAUUGACUAGUUUUUUGACAAUUUACUGAACUAUCUAUGGUGGAACAUGCUUUGAAAUAUUUCCACACGCUGUAGGUUUUGGAAUAUGUGAUUACAAUUGAAUUAUGACUAGGUGUUAACCUUUGAAAUGUCUGCUAGAUACACAUGAGAUUAGAGUGAGUAACUGCGGAUGGCGCUAAAGAUAAGACUAAUACUUCGUUGUAAUAGAACCAAAGAUGUUCGUGAGAAUAGCAGUAUUUUGUCUCUUCCUCCUAAACUUCUUUCAACUUCCUGUUUUACUUAGCCCUGGAUGGUAAACAGUCAAAUAUUCUCCUAAAUUCUGAUGCAGUUUUACUUGCGAUACAGUGAUAAAUAAUAUAAUUCGUUAAAAAAAAAAAAAAAGGAAUAAUGCGCUGUCCAAAAUCUAUCAAUAGGAUUCACUGUCCUGGGUUACGAAAACAGCGCUAAUCUUUCCACUAAAGUUAAUGAAAUAGUACGUAAGUUUUCGAUGUCCAUGUUUGUGGCCAUAUUUUGUGGACAUCGCACAUAAGAUGAUACAAUAACGAAGUAUUUUAAAAUAGAUACGCGUUUGCGACAAGGUGUUACUCUUCGAUCUAUUGUUAUGUAUAGUAAUAAUACGGUGAUUGCCAAAAAAAAAAAAAAAAAAAAAGGAAAAGGAAGAGAUGAUAAAAGAAAGAAGAUGAAUGAAGAAAAAGUAACACAUGUAUUUUUCAGACCAAGAUAUUUUUGAAUAAAAUAAGUGUAAAGAAAA
This is a messenger RNA of Bombus pyrosoma, 4148 nucleotides long. RefSeq names its product zinc finger protein 182-like. The record is from RefSeq and is a predicted model, not a curated record. NCBI's taxonomy places the organism in Eukaryota, Metazoa, Arthropoda, Insecta, Hymenoptera, Apidae. The transcript has 4 exons. The coding region runs from base 12 to 1514 and encodes 500 amino acids.